UUGGGAGGGGGCAACCGCCGCUCCUCCCGCUCUCUCUGCCGCCACUUUCUCUGCUCCUUAAAUCUAAUCCCACUUGACUGACAUGGACCGUUUCCAGUUCCACUAUCUAUUCACCGACCCCCCAUGACCUUUGCGGUUUUCAAGCCACUCCCACUAACUGUCUUCGCCUUUUUUGUUGCAUCGGCCAUUGUUGGAUCACAAGCACAGCUCCGGUUGCUGAGAAAGACUGAGAAAGAAAGAUGUCGAUAUCGGCUUUCAUACCAAUCCUCCUCCAUUUGCUGACUUCCCUCUCUGUUUCAAAUGGGGAGCAGCUAAUACUAGUCAACAACUGCAAGGAGACCGUAUGGCCCGGCAUCCUCGGCGGCGCGGGCCACCCCUCCCCCCGGGAUGGCGGCUUCGUCCUCAGCAGCGGCGAGGAGGUCGUGGUCGACGUGCCUGAUAAGUGGUCGGGCAGGAUCUGGGGCAGGCAGGGCUGCUGCUUCGACGGGGCUGGGAAGGGGUCGUGCGACACAGGGGACUGCUCCGGCCUGCUGCAUUGCCAGGGCACGGGCGGAUCCCCUCCGGCGACGGUCGUGGAGAUGACGCUCGGAUCCGCCAGCUCGCCCCUGCAUUUCUACGACGUCAGCCUGGUGGACGGGUUCAACCUGCCGGUGUCGAUGAGGCCGGUCGGGGGCGGGGUGGGAUGCGGCAUGGCCUCGUGCGAGGUUGAUCUGAACGUGUGCUGCCCCUCGGCGCUGGAGGUGAAGAAAGGGGACAAGGUGGUCGGGUGCAAGAGCGCCUGCUUGGCGAUGCAAUCGGCCAAGUACUGUUGCACCGGCAUGUACUCGAAUCCAAACACCUGCAAGCCGACCAUAUUUGCGCAUCUGUUCAAGGCCGCUUGUCCCAAAGCCUAUAGUUAUGCUUUCGAUGACGCCUCUAGUCUCAAUAAGUGCAGGGCUUCGAGGUAUGUGAUCACAUUUUGCCCACCGAUUUGAUAAGGAGCGAACAGGGGAAGCGCAGCCAUGAGUGCUAAGUUGAGUCGUACAAUUGUAAGUUGGGUCUUGUUCUAGAGAAAUAUUAGUGUGUUUCCUUCAAUUAGAUUAGUCUCCUCUUUGUCACGAACAAUUUGAUGCGAACUAGAGAUGGCAAUGGAAUCGGAAGUUAGUUUUUCUUCCUCCUCU
Messenger RNA from Rhodamnia argentea, 1160 nucleotides. Its product is annotated as thaumatin-like protein. Gene Ontology annotation, cellular component: extracellular region. Lineage: Eukaryota; Viridiplantae; Streptophyta; Magnoliopsida; Myrtales; Myrtaceae. The record is from RefSeq and is a predicted model, not a curated record. Bases 240 to 974 code for a protein of 244 amino acids. The transcript has 2 exons. Gene Ontology annotation, biological process: defense response.